This is a messenger RNA of Sphenostylis stenocarpa, 330 nucleotides long. NCBI's taxonomy places the organism in Eukaryota, Viridiplantae, Streptophyta, Magnoliopsida, Fabales, Fabaceae. The record is from the annotation of a GenBank genome assembly.
AUGGUUGAAAGGGAUGAUAGUCAAGAGUGUUGGCUUAUCAUCAAAUGUACCAUGAUUGAUAUCAAAUUGCACCUCAUUAAAUAUGUGAUUGAGAAGUUGAUGAAUUUUCGCUUGAUAAAGGAGAUCAGGAACAACGACGAUGAGAAGCUUUUUAUGGAUUUAGAGUCAAGGUGGUCUGAUGGAACAUCACAUCAUCUCGCAUGUGGUAAUUUGAUGGACAUGUGUUACACACUUGUAGGAUCUUUGUGGCUACAGGAACCUAUUGCUGAAGCCCUUUUGCUUAUCACUUCAAUUGUUUUGCCCCUCUAUUCUAGUGUAAGUAUGAGCUAG